AUGAGUCGGGGCGCUGACGCCGGCAGCGGCGGCGGGGAGGCCGCGGCGCGGGCCGGGGCGCGCAGUCCCGCCGAGGAUGGCUUCGCCCCGUCCGCUCUGGGGACCCGAGAGCAUUGGGAUGCUGUCUAUGAGCGAGAACUACAGACUUUCCAGGAAUGUGGGGAUACAGGAGAAAUCUGGUUCGGAGAAGAGAGCAUGACUCGACUGCUGAGGUGGAUGCAGAAACAGAAGGUUCCAUUGGACGCCUCAGUGCUGGACAUUGGAACUGGAAAUGGUGUUUUCCUGGUUGAACUUGCAAAAUUUGGUUUCAGUAAUAUUACUGGAAUUGAUUACUCUCCCUCGGCAAUUCAGCUUUCUGGAAAUAUCCUAGAGAAAGAAGGGUUAUUUAACAUUAAAUUAAAGGUGGAAGACUUUUUGAAUCUUUCCACAAAGCUGUCUGGAUUUCAAAUUUGUAUUGACAAAGGGACGUUUGAUGCCAUAAGCCUUAAUCCUGACAAUGCGGUUGACAAGAGGAAGCAAUAUGUGAACUCCCUCUCCAGAGUGUUAGAAGCUAAAGGCUUUUUCCUAAUAACCUCAUGUAACUGGACCAAGGAAGAGCUGCUCCGUGAAUUCAGCGAAGGAUUUGAACUUGUUGAAGAACUGCCAACCCCCACCUUCAGCUUUGGUGGCCGAUCUGGAAACACUGUAGCUGCAUUGGUUUUCCAAAAAUCCUGAUCCUUUCCUGGGAACAGAUUCAGGUAGCUUUUUAAGAAGCAACAAAGCAAAAAUAAACCUGACAGAAAAUGCAAUCAUUAAUAAGGUUCAAUAAGUACCAGUGACUCGCAUGUUGAAUAGGUAUAAUGAGUUGGUAGAAAAAAAAAGAAAGAAAAAUCUAUGAUCAUGUAAGUCAUUGAUUUUUAGAGGCCAACGAUUUUUAGUUUUGUAUUUGAGAUGUAAAUAUUUUCUCUGAUUUGAAAACUUUAAGAUAGCAAAUGAAUUAACAGAGAGUAUGUGUUUUUGAUUUUUGUGGUUGGUAAAAGUGAGUUGACUGUGGCUGGUUCUGAAAAUGUGAUCAGACUAUUCCAGAGCCAUAUAACAUGCACAGGGACUCUGUUCGUAUUUACUAGUCUGUUUAUGAAACAGAACAAGACAUAGUGUUUUGGUUGAGUAGAGGUUUUUUAAAGAUUACUUUAUAACUAGGAAAACUCCUUUGGUCUUCAUGUAUACAAUUAAACAAAAUCAAAGAAAUAUAUCAGCUGAUGAAGCAUUGUUUGUUGAGCCUGUAUUUUUUAAUGAAUGGAUUCUCUACACAAUAACUGAUAUGAGGAGAAAAAAGAUUAAGGGAUAUUAAGGGAUAGCACAAUGUAAAGUUAUAUGAGAACACUUGAAGUUUGUGAAAAAAUGGAACAGAAAGAUGGGUGCAAGAAUUUUGAAGUCUGUGCGUAGCAUCCCCCGUGAGCUUGUGUCCACUUCAUUGAUCCUUCCCAAUAUCUUUUAGAUAUUUUCAUAAAUUGUUAUUUUCUAAUAUCUUUA
This is a messenger RNA of Ochotona curzoniae (black-lipped pika), 1512 nucleotides long. RefSeq names its product EEF1A lysine methyltransferase 2 (gene EEF1AKMT2). The record is from RefSeq and is a predicted model, not a curated record. Gene Ontology annotation, biological process: peptidyl-lysine monomethylation; peptidyl-lysine dimethylation. Lineage: Eukaryota; Metazoa; Chordata; Mammalia; Lagomorpha; Ochotonidae. The coding region runs from base 1 to 714 and encodes 237 amino acids. Gene Ontology annotation, cellular component: cytoplasm. Gene Ontology annotation, molecular function: protein-lysine N-methyltransferase activity. The transcript has 6 exons.